Symbiodinium sp. CCMP2592 is the source of this 5439-nucleotide messenger RNA. The record is from the annotation of a GenBank genome assembly. Lineage: Eukaryota; Dinophyceae; Suessiales; Symbiodiniaceae.
AUGUUUACGUUCACAGUUUCAUCGUUGGCCUUCCAGGACGACAAGUCUUGCCAGCGUCACGUAUGUGGUCGUGGAUGGGCUCCAAAGCCAGAUCACCACAAAAGGCAUGGAAAUACGGACUCAGCGUGCUGCGACAAAACGUGCGCUUUGUGGACGUGCACAGAUGGCUAUGCGCAAAAUGCAGCAUAUGCAAGGAAUGUCUACCAGAGCAACGACAUGUGCUGUGACGAGACCUGUGUGCACGUCGGUUGCGACAAGGGAUACAAGAACAGGGGGUCCUCGGUGCAUGCCACGUCGCCAGAUGCGUGCUGUGAGGUGACCUGCGAGCUGUUCAGCUGUCCUGGUAACUGGAGCCAAAAGCCAGGACCUGUCAGGGUUGGCAACGACUUGGAGACGUGUUGCGCACCUCAUUGCGUUCUGUUCGACUGUGAAGCACUUGGCUGGGAAGCUGACCCGGUAGCUUCUGGUCGCAUCGGCCGCAGCAAGACGGAGUGCUGCAAGAAGACAUGCUCAUCGUGGUCGUGCCCGGCUGGAUACGCAGUUCCUGAGAGCCUGCGACACCUGGAUUCUCCCAGCGAUUCAACAUGCUGUCGUCAGACGUAUUGCUCCGCAUUCAAAUGUGAUGCGGGUUGGAAUCGCAAUGAAUCUGCCAAAGAUCAAGUCGGCCAUUCGAACGAAGAGUGCUGCAUCGCUACUUGUUCUGUUUACACAUGUGAUGCCUCUGCUGGCUGGGCAAAUUCGCCCGCGAAGAAAAGUGUCGUUGGGGAUGGCCCCUUACUUUGCUGUGAACCCGCUUGCAGUAAUCACACCUGCAGCCAGAAGUGGGUGCCGAACAAGCUUGUUUGGGACAAGCCUGGCCAAACGGAUGAUGUUUGCUGUAUGAAGUCUUGCGAGCUGCAUGAUUGCGAUGCAUCCCUUGGGUGGAAGACAAAUGGCCACGCAGCGGCAAAGCCUGCAGACAGCGAUGCGACCUGCUGCUUGCCAACUUGCAAAAGAUACUCUUGCAGUUAUGGAUGGCUCGCGGACCCGAAGGCUUCUGACAAGGAGGGCACCAGCGAUGCCGAGUGUUGUUUGAAGACCUGUCGGGCGUACUCCUGCGAUGCUUCGAAGGGAUGGCUGCAGGAUCCAGCGUCGCUGAACAAGGUGGGUGAGGAUGUGUCGACUUGCUGUACGCCGUCGUGCAGUCUACACAAAUGCAGCUCAGGCUGGGUGGCGAACACGGCCAAGACAAACACUGCUGGCGACACUGACGAAGACUGCUGCUUGAAGUCAUGCGCCUUGCACUCGUGCGGCGGUAACGAUCCGAUCUUGGUCAAGAAGCAGGGCAUUGACGAUGCCGCCGGCGACACGGACAAAGCUUGCUGCGAGCCUGCGGACUGCCAGGAAUGGCCACGCAAACUCGUGCAAGCAGAAAAGGGAUGUGAAAAGGUUCCUAUCACCCAGGAAUGUAACGGAAUGUACGAGAAGUCCACGCCGGCAGAUGAUGGAUCCACGACUCUUUCUCGCUGUGGCUAUCAAUACGUCGGAGUUUCGCGCAAGCUGGAGAACGGAGUGGAAAAGUUCAAGGGCAGUGUAUGCACCUUCUUGCUAAAGGGCUCUCAGACGGAAGCAGUGUCGGUAACUCUUGACGUCGAUCGCUGCAUCACUCUUGGAAGAGUUGCUGCCAUCGAGACUGCCUUUGGCUCGAGCAAUGCACAGAGUUCACCACCAGUUGUCCAUCCUAUCGAGCGCUUGAGCUUGCAUCGAACGCUGCACGUCGAGGUGUGGUUGCUGUCGGUCCUUGCCGUCAUGGGACAAGGCCUGCCGAAGGCAGUGACCUCCAUAGCAUUGGAAAGCGAUGCUGGGCCUCUCUUCGAGGUGGGUGUCGCUGAGAUGAACGGCUGGAGGCCCACAAUGGAGGACACUUGCGGUCUGAUCAGCAGACCUGAUGCGAUCUUUGUGAUGGUGCUCGCCACCAGGCAUCACCAGGCUUCAACCUUUGCCAAUGAUGCGCAGAUGUCCACCACGCGCAAUGCUGCGCAAUGGCCGCUGUGCAGGCAAAGCACCGAGGAGAGCAGGUACUCGUGGAAGACACCGAUUGUGUGGUACGAGGGUUUCUUUGGCGUUUUCGAUGGACACGGUGGCCAGCAGUGCUCCUCCUUCGUGGCGAAAGUGCACAGCGCAAUGGAAAGAGAGUCUGUUCUUGUGACCGGGGCUUCUGGACGACUGGGAAGCCAGAUUGUUACACGCCUCGUGGAAGGUGGCCUGUCUGUCGUGGCUACAGACCGAGUCAGCCCUGCGGAUAAGGGCAAGCUCUGGGGCCCAAGGGCACAUGAGGUCAUUUUCGUCCAAGCAGAUCUCUGCGAUGCGGCUGCUAUGAAGCAACUUGCUGCAAAAGUCACUUCGGUCGUCCAUGUUGGUGCGAUUCCGGGGCCUUCCGAACACCCGCCGCCGCCAGUCGAUCCUGUGAAGAAUCCGCCCAUAGGACUUGAGAAGGUGACUGGUGUUGAACUGCUGCGACAAAACCUACUUGGAACCUGCAUGCUGUUCGAGGCCAUCGCCGCCUUACCUGCAAGCCGAAGGGUGGUGUUCUCUUCUUCCUUGUUUGCUAUGGGUUGGUCUCACGAACCUGCUGCUUUCAUGCCUGAGUUCCUGCCAUUGGACGAAUCGCACAUGCCAGAGCCUCUUGAGCAUUAUGGCUUGAGCAAGUGCUUCUGCGAAGACUUUGCAGCGAUGCUCCUCCGCGCUGCCCGAACUCCGAGUGUCGAAGAUGGCAAAGCCGAAAACGGCCCGCCGUGCAAGAGGCAGAGGCAAAAUAGCCUCUCUUUCGUGUCCCUACGUUUUUCCAACAUCAUCAAGGCCGAAAAGUGGGCUGACUUGCCUCUGAAGUUACCGCAGCAUGCGGUGACACCUCUGAUGUGGGCUUACUGUCACGAGCACGAUGUCGUAGAAGCGCAUAUCAAAGCUUUGCUGCUGCCUUCGAGUGAAUUGCCAUCCAAGCACCCGGGCCGCAAAGUUCCAGCACAGACGACCGACGCAAGACCGGCGACCUGUGAGAAGUGUGAGACGUUUCUUAUUGUGGCCCCGGACACUCGCUAUGAUGUGCCUACCGUGGAGUUGAUCAAGCACCAUUUCAACAAGACUGGUAGUAUGCUGCCCGGUCAGUCAAGCCUCUCCGGUUUCGCAUCGAUCGUCAGCAACAGGAAAGCAGAAAAGCUGCUGGGCUUGACUUUCAGAUCCUUUCGAUCACCGGGACUCGAACAUGCUCUGGCAGAUGAAGCGAGAAGUUUUCAAGCACCGGCAUCUUUUCGUCUUCGAACGGGCGAAGCUGCGUCCGGACUGCGGCUUGUGUACAAGAUGUACGGACAGCUGAACGCAGAGAAAUCCAAUUGCAUCCUCCAUCCCACCUCGUUCGAUGCCACACACCCGGAGCUGGAGUUCAACAUUGGACCCGGGAAGACGUUGGACACAAGUAAGUUUUGUGUUAUCAUCGUCAAUCUUCUUGGCAAUGGCCUUUCCACUUCACCUUGUUCCCAUUUAGGUAAGGAUCACGAGCAGUUCCCGCAGGGCGGAACAACAAUGUGCGACAAUGUCCGUCUGCAGGCACUUCUACUCGAUUCACUUGGUGUGACGAGCCUGGCUCUCGUAUAUGGCUACUCUAUGGGAGCAAUGCAAGCCCUACACUGGGCAGCAAUGUUCCCGAAUCGAGUCAAACGAGUGGCGGCAGUUUGUGGCUCCGCUCAGCCAAGUGACUUCAACAUAACUUUCCUUGAUAGUUUGGAAGCAGCCUUACUAGCAGACAGCGACUGCAAGGUCGAUGGUCGCCUGGGGAUGAGAUUGCAUGGUUCGUGCCAGCGUGGUCUCAAAGCAUUUGCACGUAUUUAUGCCGGCUGGGGCGUGUCGCGGGAGUUUUACAAACAGGAAAUAUGGCGGAAGACAUCGAGGGAUGGGCAGCCUUUUUCCAGCCGAGAGGAUUUUGUGCGUCGUUCAUAUGAAGGAGGAUUUGUUAAUGCCAGCCCAUUGAACCUCCUUGCACAAAUACGGACAUGGAGGUGUGGUAAUGUAUGCGAAGCUUAUGGAAUGCCACGCGGAAUUUCGCUGAAAGAAGCUUUGGGACGCAUCACAGCAAGGGUCGUGCUGAUGCCAUGCAGCACCGAUGCAUAUUUCAGUGCAGCGGAUAUUGAGCUGGAGGCCCAGAUGAUAUCUAAAUGUAGCUUUAUGCCGAUCAACUCUCUGUGGGGUCAUCGCGCUGGUGAUCCCCAUCGCCCCGGACAGCAGGUGGACGCGGAUUUUAUCCGUCAUCGAGUCUGGGCGCUGCUCGACGAGGUUGGCAACAUCGGAGACAGUCGAGUCUUGUUGGGAAGAGCAGAUGGUUCCAUGGUGGAAGGUCCUGGCACUGACGGUGGACUCACCACGGAUCACAAGCCCGACAACAAGGUGGAAGAGGAGAGGAUAGCCCGAACCGGCGGAACAGUUCAGACCAUAAUGGGUGUCGCCCGCGUAAAUGGCGAUCUGGCAGUGAGCCGAGCCUUUGGCGAUGCACAGCACAAGCAGACAGGUGGCCCGGCGCAGGAGGACCAUCCCGUCUCCGCUGAGCCUGAAUUCACGACGCUGACUUGCGCCCCUUCUGACUUUUUGCUACUCGUAUGCGAUGGCAUCUCCGAGGGCAACUUUCCAAAUAGAGAGGUUGUUCGGCUAGCAGCGGAAGAGCUGCGGUCCAAAGAUCCAGCGCAGGCAGCGGCGGCUGUGUGCCGCAAAGCUCUCGACUCUGGUUCGAUGGACAACCUCUCCUGCAUGAUUGUUCUGCUGCGACGAGGAGAACAGGCAGCAAAGGAUGCAAAAAAGGUGGAGCAGAGAUACACCAUGGCCUCGCGGCAAGCGAGGGAAAUGAGCCUGAGUGCCAACAAGAACCGAGAGGACAAUGGCAUGCGCUGUUCAGCCUGCACCGCAAACAAGUCUUCCUACAGCCAGGUUCAGGACGCAGCAGGCGAGAAGGACAAAGAAUCCGAGAACGUCAUUGGCUACGAUGCUCUGGACCACGCGGACCCUGCCAUGGCAGAACUACGAGCUGAGCUGAUGCAGUUUGACUCUGGCCCCCCUGACACACUUGCUGAAGGCAGUGUGGAGCGAAUCCAAUGGUUCAAAGAGCGCGGGUCCUGGGUGCAGCAGGUUCAACCAGACGGCAUGGCUUUGUGCCUCCAACCUCAGAGAGAUCUUAAGUCCUCCAUCACGACUGGGAGCAACCUACGAGGAAACCACGAAGAGGCCAGUAAGCCUUCUCGCGAUUCCCACAAAGAGCAGGGACAGUGGUUGUCUGGAGCUGAGAACCAGCUCGUGGAUGGGAUAAAGGAAGUUCUCAACAAGAUCACCACCACGGACUAUGCGACGUUCCAGGUGCUCACCGGCAAGCUUGAGAAUUUGGCGAGUGAUGCGCGUGCGCUUUGGCCCGCCGCCUCAUGA